Aspergillus pseudotamarii is the source of this 1293-nucleotide messenger RNA. Its product is annotated as NAD(P)/FAD-dependent oxidoreductase. The record is from RefSeq and is a predicted model, not a curated record. The coding region runs from base 1 to 1293 and encodes 430 amino acids. The transcript is spliced from 2 exons. Gene Ontology annotation, molecular function: sarcosine oxidase activity; flavin adenine dinucleotide binding; saccharopine oxidase activity. NCBI's taxonomy places the organism in Eukaryota, Fungi, Ascomycota, Eurotiomycetes, Eurotiales, Aspergillaceae.
AUGGUUUCCAAAUCCACGCCCAUUGCCAUCGUCGGAGGCGGUGCCUUCGGCCUCUCGACAGCCCUCCAUCUGGUGCGGGAUGGCUAUAACAACAUCUCCGUCUUUGAACAAGAUGACCAGAUCCCUCCUCGCCCCUCCGCUGCCAAUGACCUGAACAAGAUUGUGCGCGCCGAGUAUGAAGAUCCGUUCUACACGGACUUGACCAUGGUUGCGAUCGCCCUGUGGAAAACUCCCCUCUUCGCCCCACACUUCCACCAGACAGGUUUCCUCCACUGUGUCUCGGGGACGGCCCCCGAGAGAGCGGUUGACACGCUCAAACGGUUCCAAGCGGCCGCCAACGACCAUCCCGAGCUCAGACAACAUGUCGUGCCCCUCGAGAAAGAUAAUGACAUCCGACAACGGUUCUGGCAGUAUGACGGCCAGUUCCCCGGCUGGAAUGGAUACCUCAAUACGUUUGAUGGCUACGCGCAUUCCGGAAAUGCCUUGAAGGCUGUCUACCAGGCGACCCAGCAGGCGGGUGUCCGCUUCUUCCUGGGCGCGCAGCAUGGCGCCGUCGCCGAAGUGACCUACAAGGAUGGCAAGAGCACGGGCAUCCGAACGAAGAACGGACAGUUCCACCCCGCCGAGCUUGUGAUCGUCGCGGCCGGAGCUGCAGCCGCCAAACUCGUGCCGGCCAUCGGGUCUCAGGUCGUGGCCAAGUCGUGGUCGGUCGCCCACGUUCACCUCACCGAGGAGGAGACGUCCGCGCUACGAGGCAUCCCCAUCACCUACGCGCGCGAUCUGGGAUUCUUCUUUGAGCCGGAUCCCGUCACCCGCCUCUUGAAGUUGUGCCCCAUGGGUGGUGGAUACGUCAACACGGAUCCCGCCACCGGUGUCUCGCACGCUCCCUCCGUCUCGGAUAGCGCAUUCGUGCCCCCCGAGGAUGAAGCCAAGAUCCGCCAACUGCUGGCCCACACACUCCCCACAUUGGCCAACCGACCACUGGUGCGGAAGUCCCUGUGUUGGUUCGCGGACACGAGUGACUCGGACUUUAUCAUUGACUACGUUCCGAAUACCUCGAACUCGGUGGUGCUGCUGUCCGGUGACUCCGGACAUGGUUUCAAGAUGUUCCCUCUGUUCGGCAGCUGGGUGAAGACCUUCCUCGAGGCCCCCAACAAGCAACAGCCCGUGCCGCGCUGGCGCUGGAAGGAGCCCCAGCAAAAUGGUGAUGGCAAAUGGGGCGAUGCAGUCAGUUGGCGCAUCGGGCAGACCAGGGAAUUCAAAGAUAUUCAACCUGGCAAGCCGAAGCUUUGA